GAGCGAUUGCAUUGGCGCUCCUUUGCAAUGUACUGGAGGCUCGGCGUUCGACUUUUGGUGCUGGAUGAGUAGCUGGCGCCGGAAGUGAGUGAGUGAGUGAGCGAGCGAGCGGCCGCGUAGCUUGACUUAGCCCGGCUCGGAGAGAGUGGCUGAGGCGGCGGCUGGCGAUGGACCUCUUGCCGGCCAACCCGCACGGGAAUGGCCUGCUGUACGCCGGCUUCAACCAGGACCAUGGUUGUUUUGCAUGUGGAAUGGAAAAUGGAUUCCGAGUCUAUAACACUGACCCACUAAAGGAGAAGGAAAAACAAGGUGAGGCGUUUCACCAGUCAGAAUUCAUGGAAGGAGGAGUUGGUCAUGUUGAAAUGCUUUUUCGAUGUAAUUACUUAGCUUUGGUUGGAGGUGGUAAAAAGCCCAAGUAUCCUCCCAAUAAAGUAAUGAUAUGGGAUGAUUUAAAGAAGAAGACUGUUAUUGAAAUUGAAUUUUCAACAGAAGUUAAAGCAGUUAAACUACGGAGAGACAGAAUUGUAGUAGUUCUGGAUUCCAUGAUUAAAGUCUUCACAUUCACUCACAAUCCUCACCAGCUACAUGUUUUUGAAACCUGCUACAACCCAAAAGGAUUAUGUGUCCUUUGUCCAAACAGCAACAAUUCCCUUCUCGCGUUUCCAGGAACACACACUGGGCAUGUGCAAAUAGUGGACCUUGCCAGCACUGAAAAGCCUCCAGUUGACAUACCUGCUCAUGAGGGAGUUCUGAGCUGUAUUGCUUUAAAUCUUCAGGGGACUCGUAUAGCCACAGCUUCAGAAAAGGGAACCUUGGUCCGAGUUUUUGACACUACCACAGGACAGCUCAUCCAAGAGUUGCGAAGGGGAUCACAAGCAGCAAACAUUUAUUGCAUUAAUUUUAAUCAAGAUGCAUCUUUAAUCUGUGUAUCAAGUGAUCAUGGGACUGUUCACAUUUUUGCUGCUGAGGACCCAAAAAGAAAUAAGCAAUCCAGUUUAGCAUCUGCAAGCUUCCUUCCGAAAUAUUUCAGUUCUAAAUGGAGCUUCUCCAAGUUUCAGGUUCCUUCAGGCUCGCCUUGUAUUUGUGCCUUUGGUACUGAGCCAAAUGCUGUUGUAGGAUUUCCAUGCCAAUGAUUGAUAUUCCAUUGGACCAGUCCAAUCUUCAGAAUCUCUAUUUUGGUGACUUAAACUUACAUUUCAGAAUGUUGCACUCCAAAAAUGUUGGUGAGGCCAGGGAAACUGAAGAAGAAAGGUAAGAUAAUAUUAAUACUUCAGUAAGAAAUGUGUUCUUUCAUUGUCCUCUUCUAAUAGAGAAAAGGAGGAACUAGGAAAGCACUCAGCAAGCACAGGUAAAGUGUAUCAUAGACUUUCUCCAGGCAAAUUAGAGAUUAGCAAUAAAUUCUGUCCAGCCAGGGACACACACACAAUCCAUGAAGGAAUCUUUUAUUUUAAAAAAAACCCAUAGUGGUUACAUCUAUGCUAUAACCAUGGAAAGAGACCUCGGACCCUGUUAUAUCUAUGCUGGCUCUCUGCAGAAGCAAUUCACCUCGAGCUACUCCACCAUCUUUUCCCACAAACACUGCACAUUCCUCCUUUUCAGGUAAUGAUUCCAUUCCUUUUUGAAUACAUUGAUCAAAUCUGCUUCCCCCACACACUCCGGUAGUACAUUCCAGAACCUAACCACUUGCUGUGAAAAGGAUUUUCCUACGAUGUCAUUGCUUCUUUUGCUGAUACUUUAAUUUGUGCCAUUUGGUACUUGAUCCUUCCAUCAAUGGGGACAUUCUUUCCUUAUUUCUUGUGUCCAAACUUCCCAUAAUCUGAUAGAAUACACCAUGAGCUUUCAUAUUCUUCAAGAACUAUUGAUGUCUCACCUUAUCAAAUACCUUCUGAAAACCAAAGUGUAGUAUUGGCUGUUGGUUCCCCUUAUCCACAGCAUGUUACCAAAUGAAUUGAUAAAAGAUGAUUUCCAUCUUUUAUGAAUUUCAUAAACCACGUUGACUCUGCUGGAUUUCUUUGAAUUUUUCCAAGUGCCUGGUCUGUAGUUUCCUAUUUUGGUUUUCCUCCCUUUAUUCUAAAAGGAAUUAAAACAUAAAUCGGUAACUAAACCAAAGUUACUAUGAUGCAGGUGUGAAAGAGGAAAAGAAGGAGAGGAAAGAGCAGAAAGGUGUGAGGGAGACAGGAAGGAGAGAUAGAAGUUUCUUAUCUGACAACAUAUGCCACACAGAAUAUCCAUUUUGUCACAUUUGGUGCUCUAUUUGCUAAAACUAGCUUAACGUUCCCACCAUUCAAAGCAUCAACACUCAGUCUUUAAUCAUUUUACUCCUCACCUCUUGUAACUCACCAAGCUCAUGAGAUCGACUUGACUCUACUUUCGAUUCUCCAACUUCCCUUCUUAAAACAUUUGCUUACUGAUACUGUUUUGUCUUGGUUCAUGCUGCUCCCUCUCUUUCAAAAAGAGCUUUCACCACCAGCUUACUUCAGCAAUGCAAACUAUUUCCUCAUAUCUAACCUUUUUCUUUCUGGAGUUCUUGAAUGCAAUGUUGUCUCCCAUAUCAAUUCCCAGAUUUGCCACAACUUCCUUUUUGAAAACCUGCAACAAGGUCUCCACCUUAUCCAGAGUCAAAAUGACCUUUAUUAAAACUCAAAAAUGACUCAUUGUAAAUAGCACUCCUACACAUUAUGACUCUUCAAACCUAUGAGGUCUUUGACGAAGUUAACCACACAUUCCUACUCCAACACUUCUCCUGUUAUCCCACAGAGAAACUGACCACUCAGUUGCACUCUUACUGAUCCAACUAUAAUUACAGCAUUUCACUCAAUGGCUUAUCUUUCCAGCCUCAUGGUGUCACCAAAUCUCUAUCCCUGGAUCCUUCCUUUUUCUCCUGUUGUGCUUGUUAACAUCAUCCAAAAAUAUCAGAAACAACUCUCAUAUGUACAUUAAUAAGGCACAAUCCUGCAUCUCUAUACAUCUCUCAAUCCCUACACUGCAUUGAUCCAGACUGCUCAUUCAACAUCCACUCAUCAUUUCUCCUUCACACAUUGAAAAAGAUUCAAGUCAAUCUCCAGCUCCUUAAUCUCAAGCUCCAUGUCCUUUCUAACAAUUAUAUCCACUCCUUGAUCACUUGUACAAACCUAACUGCAGGAGUAAUUAAAAAAUAUCUUUCACAGGAUGAGUGUUUCUGACAAGGGUGGGGGUUAUUGUCCAUUCCUAGUUACUCCUGCAUAGGUGAGCCAUCUUCUUGAACCGUGUAAAUUAUAGAUGAGAUCCAGGAUUUCAACACAGCAACAAUGAAAGAACAGCAAUAUAAUUCCAAGUCAGGAUGAUGUGUGGCUUGGAUGGCAACUAAUCCUUCUAUCACAGAAUUGUUAUGAGCAAGAGAGAUGAGGGCCCGGACCCAUGUAGUGAGACAGAUGAUGAUCCGUGCUCGCAGCACGAUGGGAGAGCAGGAAUAGCACCUUUGUAAGAAGAGUGGGUGUACAUGAAAAGGGGCGUCAGCCUCAGGAAACAGAAACCAGAGGCGGAGAGUCUCUUCAACCUGUCAGAUCUUAAGUGUGAUGUCACAGGAAAACAGGUAAGUGAUUAAUGGGUAUUUCUUCAGUAUCACUUGUGAUUGGCUAAGUGGUUUAAACCAGUUAUUGCAUCUGAAUCAGGAGUUUAAAAAAAUCUUUAAAAACAUUCAAAUUAAUUAAUUACAGGUGAUGUACUGCAGGUGGAGUUUGUGGAAACUAAGAUGCCAGUGCAAUCCAUAGUGACAUCCACAGCAAGUGUUGGCUGCUUGAGGAACUUCAGCUCAGAGUUGAUGAGCUAGAGUCUGAACUGUGGACACUGCAAAAUGUUAGUGUGGGAGGGGGGUGGAGAGUUAUCUGGGCAGAGUAUUUCAGGAGGCAGUUAUACCCCUGAGAUCAAAUGCAUCAAAUACCCUGCCAUCCCAGAAAUCAACCUGGUAAACUUUUGUUUCACUCCAUCCAUAGCCUGAAUAUCCUUCCUCAGAUAAGGAGACCAAAACUGCACACAAUACUCCAGGUGUGGUCUCACCAAGGCUCUGCAGAAUUGCAGCAAGACAUCCCUGCUUCUGUAGUCAAAUCCUUUUGCUAUGAAGGCCAAGGUAAUAGUUGCCUUCUUCCCUACCUGUUGCACCUGCAUGCUUACUUUCAGCACGUGACGUGAAGGGAUACACAAGUCCCAAUGCACCUCCCCCUUUCCCAAUCAACCACCAUUCAGAUAAUAAUCUGCCUUCUUGUUUUACUACCAAAGUAGAUAACCUCACAUUUAUCAAUAUUACACUUCAUCUGCCAUACAUUUGCCCACUUACUCAACCUGUUCAAAUCACCUUGGCAGUCAGAAAAUGACUCAUUUAUUUCUGCUGUUUGGUUUCUGUCUGCCAACCAGUUCUUUGUCCAUGUCAGUAUACGAUCCCCAAACCCACAUGCUUUCAUUUUACUUGCUAAUCUCUUGUAUGGGAUGUAAUCGUAGACAUACUGAAGUCCAAGUAAACCACAUCCACUGUUCCCCUUAUCAACUCAACUAGUUAAAUCUUUGAAAAAUUCCAGUAGAUUUGUCAAGUGUGGUUUCCCUUUUGUAAAUUCAUACCAACUCUGUCCUAUCUUGUUAUGGUUUCCCAAGUGCUCUGCUAUUAAAUCUUUUAUAAACGGACUCUAGCAUUUUUCUCUACUACCGUCAGACUAACCAGUGUAUAAUUCCCUGUUUUCUCUACUUUUUCUUUUUAGGAAGAAUAAUGGGCCUCCAAUCCACAGUAACUGUCCUGGAAUAUUGAAAGAUGACCAAUGCAUCCACCAUUCCUAAAGUCACUUCUUUAUGUUCUCUAGGAUCUAGAUGAUUGGGUUUGGUGACUUAUCGAUCUUUAAUCCCAAUUUCCCCAAUGCCAUUUACUUUGGCUCCUCCCUUUCACUAGACCCUGCAUUCCUCAGCACUUUUGGGGAAUUAUUUUGCGUCAUCCUUUGGUGAAGACAGAAGCAAAAGUAUAUCUUUGUUUAGGAUUGUAAGGGACCUACCAUUGUCAUCACUAAUCCUUUUUCUCUUCAAAUACCUAUAGAAGCUUUUACAAUCAGUUUGUAUGUUCCUGCAAGCUUACUCUCAUACCCUCCCCUUCCUGAUCAAACCCUUUGUCCUCCUUUGCUGAAAUCUAAACUGUUCCCAAUCCUCAGACAUGAGGCUUUUUUUUGGCAAUUUGCAUGCUGCUUCCUUGGAGCUAACACUGUCCAGUUUUGCUAAUUAGCCUGGGAAUAAAUGCUAACAAGUCCAGUGCCAGAGAAAAUUAAACACCAAGUAUCCAACAUAUAUUUAAUCAACAGUUAAGUAUCCACAACCUCUUGUAAGAUUCCAAUAUUAUUGUUUUAAAAGUGAAUACAUCAGUUACUCUGUGCAUUGAAAAACAUCUUAAGUCUAGCUGUAUUCUUAUAAGCACACAUUGCAUAAGUCUCCCUUUAAAACAAAUAAAUAAUACAUUCUGCAGUGGCUUAAAAUGCCUGCUUAGUCCCACUGCUAUAUAGUGGGAAAGAACACAAAUUUGGCAGAGAAAUAAACUAACAAUAUGCAAAAACUUUUCCCCUAAAUUUACUAUGGAAAUAAAAUUAAGUUUGCCAAAAAUGACAAGAACUGUUAUUCAAGUGAAACUACAUUCAGCUUUGCAAGAGGAAGUGAAUUGAUCAGAGCUGCGCUCCCCCGCUCCCUUUUUCUGGGGAGAAUCCAUCAAUUUAUUUAGCUAGAAGGUUGUUGAGUUGAAACAGUAAGGGUAUUCAAUUGAAUUAUCACAAUCCUAAGGUUAAAAAAGGUGUACCUAUUUACUAACAUGCAUUGGUAGCUCAUUUAUUCCAGUGUUCAGAAAAAGUCAUACUCAAUCAAGUAUUUCUCUCAGAAAUCUCCUAUUGACAGUACAAACCAAAAUAUUGGACUGACUUUUCCUAUUGAUAUUAAUGUCCUGUAUUAAUAUUGGUUAACUAGACAUUUUGUAAUGAAUUUAAAUAUGAAGAAUUAAUAAUAAAAAGAUUUUAACAGCA
Messenger RNA from Rhincodon typus (whale shark), 6017 nucleotides. It is a transcript of the gene wdr45b, whose product is annotated as WD repeat domain 45B. Gene Ontology annotation, cellular component: phagophore assembly site membrane; cytosol; extrinsic component of membrane. Gene Ontology annotation, biological process: protein localization to phagophore assembly site; protein lipidation; nucleophagy. NCBI's taxonomy places the organism in Eukaryota, Metazoa, Chordata, Chondrichthyes, Orectolobiformes, Rhincodontidae. Bases 168 to 1133 code for a protein of 321 amino acids. The record is from RefSeq and is a predicted model, not a curated record. Gene Ontology annotation, molecular function: phosphatidylinositol-3,5-bisphosphate binding; protein binding; phosphatidylinositol-3-phosphate binding. The transcript is spliced from 10 exons.